Messenger RNA from Neltuma alba, 1818 nucleotides. RefSeq names its product pentatricopeptide repeat-containing protein At4g31070, mitochondrial-like. The record is from RefSeq and is a predicted model, not a curated record. Gene Ontology annotation, biological process: RNA modification. The transcript has a single exon. Gene Ontology annotation, molecular function: protein binding; RNA binding. Gene Ontology annotation, cellular component: intracellular membrane-bounded organelle. NCBI's taxonomy places the organism in Eukaryota, Viridiplantae, Streptophyta, Magnoliopsida, Fabales, Fabaceae. Bases 1 to 1818 code for a protein of 605 amino acids.
AUGAAACUAACAUUGCCACCUGCGCAACUUGUAACUUCCUCAGCGGCAGUUUCUUCAUCAUCAAACCAUAUUAAAAGUUUGGUUUCAAAGGGUCUUUAUGACCAAACGCUUGAGUUCUACAAGGAACUUCAUGUCCAUGGCUUCUACGCCAUUUUCUCUGUUCUUCCAUCAGUCGUAAAGGCAUGCUCUUUCGCGCAGUGUCACGGUUUCGGUUCCCAGCUUCACUGUGGGUUUAUCAAGACAGGCUUGGAUUCAGAGACUGUUUUGACCAAUUCCAUCAUCUCUAUGUACGCCAAGUUCUCAGAUGCUCAAUCGGCACGUAAAGUGUUCGACAAGAUGCCUCACAGAGACCCCAUCACUUGGAAUUCCAUGAUAAAUUGUUAUUUACAAAAUGGAUAUGUCAUAGAAGCUUUGGAAACGUUAAAGGAGAUGUACUCGUUUGAUCUUGUUCCCAAACCAGAGUUGUUAGCGGGUUUGUUAUCCAUGUGCGGAAAAAUAGGUUUAAGAAUAGGAAGACAGAUUCACGGUCUUGUUAUUGCUGAUGAGAGAAUGGAAGAAAAAGAGUCAGUUUUUCUGUCAACGUCUUUGAUGGAUUUCUAUUUUAAAAGCAAUGAUUCUUUAAUGGCUUCGCGUGUAUUCAAUGGAAUGAAGGUGAAAAAUGAGGUCUCAUGGACAGCUAUGAUAUCUGGGUACAGUUGUGAUCAAGAUUAUGAGGAAGCUUUUGCAUUUUUCAGAGCAAUGCAGCGUGAGGGAGUUGAACCAAAUAGAGUAACAUUCAUUUCUUUAUUACAAGCUUGUGCAGAGCAAGGCCUUGUCAAGCAUGGAAAGGAGAUUCAUGGUUAUGCACUCCGUAGUGGGUUUGAAUCAGACCAUAGUUUUUCAUCAGCUCUUAUGAAUAUGUAUUCUAAAUUUGAGGUAUCAUUUCAUCUUGCUGAGUUAAUUUUCAAAAAGUCAAGUUAUCGAGAUGUGGUUUUAUGGAGUUCAAUGAUCGGCGGCUAUUCUCAAAGAGGGGAUGGUUAUAGUGCCUUGAAGCUUUUCAGACAGAUGAUGUUGGAGGGAAUUGAACCAAGCUCUGUGACAAUGCUGGCUGUAGUUUCUGCUUGCACUAUCUUAUCUUCUCUAAGGCAUGGUUGUCGAAUCCAUGGCUAUAUCUUGAAACUUGGCUUAGAUUCUGAUAUCUGCCUCGGCAAUGCACUCAUAGAUAUGUAUGCUAAGUGUGGUUGCUUUCAUGGUUCACACAAGAUAUUCCAAGAGAUGCCGAAGCAAGAUUCAGUUUCAUGGAGUACUUUGAUCAGUGCCUAUGGCCUGCAUGGAUGUGGUGAAGAAGCUUUAAAACUUUUCUAUGAUAUGAAAAACAAAGGAGUGAAGCCAGAUUCCAUCUGUUUCCUUGCUAUUUUAUCUGCCUGUAAUCAUUCUGGCCUUGUAGCUGAGGGAAAGAAGUUAUUCAAACAAAUAAGUGAAGAUUUCAAAUUACCUUUAACGAUAGAGCAUUAUGCAUGCCAAAUUGACCUUCUAGGAAGGUCAGGGAUGAUUGAAGAUGCUUUGGAGAUAGUGACAAUGAUGCCAAUGAAACCUAGUGCACGAAUUUGGAGCUCUCUGGUAUCUUCUUGUAAGCUUCAUGGAAGACUGGAUAUUGCAGAAAUGCUGGCCCCACACCUUAUAAGAUCUGAACCAGAAAAUGCUGCCAAUUAUACCUUGUUGAAUAUGAUUUAUGCGGAACAUGGUCGUUGGCAUGAUAUAAAACAAGGGAGAGAAUUUAUGAAACUCCGAAGAUUAAAGAAAUGCUAUGGAUUCAGCCAAAUUGAGACAGGAAAUUAG